GGGGAAAACAGAGCUGAAUACUUCUCCGGAGAUAUGACAAGCAGAAGAGAAAUGAAGCAGUUGACUGACUGUCCAGACAGACACGUUCUGUCUUUAUGACUAAUUUCUCUGGCCGCUGACCGCGAGCAUACCGUCCCUUAACUUCAACGGGGCCUCUGGUCUGUCCCUGAACCCAUCGUCCCAUGACUACCUUCUGCUGCACAUGUGAAUGCACCAAAGUGAAACCAACAUACACACACACACAGGUCUUUUUCUCAAAUUUCCCACAGCUAAGUUCAUGACGAGCACAUGAUCACUGUACAUACACAUAUUGGAAUGCAGAAUGUAUAUAAACAGUCUCAACAGCUGUAUGGUAUCUGUAUGAUAAAGAACUUAACAAGCAGCUGCGUAAACAUGAUGAAGCUCUGCAUUCUGCUCGUGUUUGGGACCCUGUUUGUCGUCAUUAACGGUAUGCCGCCAAUCAGCAGGGACUACAAUACGCACUGUCGGUGCCUGCAGGUGGAGUCGAGGAUCAUCCCUCCAGACAACCUGAGGAGCAUCAAGCUCAUCCCUGAAGGGCCCCACUGCCCGGAAAUAGAAGUCAUAGCUGGACUGGUGAAUGGGGAGAAGGUUUGCUUGAACCCUCGGUCUUCCUGGGUGAAGAAGCUGAUCCACUUUGUUCUUGAGAGACAACUACAUCAGCAGGGACAAGCACUUCCCAAGAAUAAAGCAUAAUAUCAUGAUGCAAGUUAAAAACAUGUUGCAAUUAAAGCUGUUGAAAGUAACCAUUUUCUGCAAAUGAGUCAUUGUAUUUCUACUCAAUGUUUUUUUACCAAAUAUUUUACACAAAUGUUCGAAAUAACAUUCUUGAUUUAUAUUGUUUAAAUGUUAGAGCACACAAAAGCAGAUAAGUGUGUGAUUAUGUUUGGAAGUAAAUGGAAAGUUACCAAUCACCUGUAAUGUAAAAGUGUUGGAAGACUUUGUGUGCAUAAGGUAACAUAUAACUGUGCUUGUAAAAAGUUAAGUGUGACUUGAAAUGUAAAAUAAUUUCUCUGUGUAGAAAGUUUGGUUAUAUGGCCUCUUGAAAGCAGAUACCGUAUGUAGCAUGAGUAAUAUUCUAAUAUGUAACAUAUCAUUUCUAUGUAAUACUCCUUUUGGUGAUGCUUCUCCAACAACUGUGUUACUGUGGCUUAAAAUAAACAAAUUUUGAAAAGUAAAA
This is a messenger RNA of Siniperca chuatsi (mandarin fish), 1198 nucleotides long. It is a transcript of the gene cxcl19, whose product is annotated as chemokine (C-X-C motif) ligand 19. Gene Ontology annotation, cellular component: extracellular region. NCBI's taxonomy places the organism in Eukaryota, Metazoa, Chordata, Actinopteri, Centrarchiformes, Sinipercidae. The coding region runs from base 289 to 714 and encodes 141 amino acids. Gene Ontology annotation, biological process: antimicrobial humoral immune response mediated by antimicrobial peptide; chemokine-mediated signaling pathway; inflammatory response. The record is from RefSeq and is a predicted model, not a curated record. Gene Ontology annotation, molecular function: chemokine activity; CXCR chemokine receptor binding. The transcript is spliced from 3 exons.